Zasmidium cellare ATCC 36951 is the source of this 459-nucleotide messenger RNA. RefSeq lists its product as uncharacterized. The transcript has a single exon. The coding region runs from base 1 to 459 and encodes 152 amino acids. NCBI's taxonomy places the organism in Eukaryota, Fungi, Ascomycota, Dothideomycetes, Mycosphaerellales, Mycosphaerellaceae. The record is from RefSeq and is a predicted model, not a curated record.
AUGCGCUCCUUCGACAUCUCCGCCACGGCGCUCUUCGCCGCUGCCGCCGUUGUGAACGCUCAAACUCCCGACAGCUAUGGCAGCCUCACUUCUGCAACGACCACCUACACCAUCACCCGCACUGUGUCGCGUGUCGUUGAGACUGUCACUGCUACCAGCAAUGGCUCGACUUCAACGUUCGAGAGCACCAGCUCCCUGACGACCUCCAUCUCCAUCCCAUUGACCACGACGGCGACGGCCUACUCGCACCCACCUUCAUCGAUUGCCAGCGUCACCAUUCCCUCUUACGGCAACGGCACCACUGUCGUCGGCGGCACCGGCACCGGCGCUCUCCCAUCCGCUUCUGCUUCUGGAUCAUUCGUCCCACCACCAGCAUCGGAAGGCGGUGCAGGCAAGCUCGGUGUCGAGGCCCUUGGUCUUGCUGCCAUCGCCGGCAUCGUCGGUCUUCUCGCCUUUUAG